AUUUUUAGCGUACAUCGAUCGAUUCAAGAUAUCGAGAAAUUCGGAAUUUCAGCUAAUUUAACUAAAUUUUAGUAACCUCACAUUUUCACAUGCACACACUCAAAUUUAUGUGUCUAUUCCUGAAUAUGUCAUAUCAAAAAUGUGUCCACCUUGUAUCCGCACCUUGCCAAAAUUCAUAUCCGAACUGAAACUUUAAUUAUUAAUAGCAAUGGAAACAAAUAAGUUAAUUAUGGAAUUCUCCUGAAAAUUUUAAAUGAAGUUGCACAUUGCAAAAUAAUUUUUCUUAUUCAGCAUGAAGCAAAAUUGCAAUUUAGCCUGUUCAAUAUUAGCAUAUUCAAUUAAGCAUAUUCAAUAUUAGCAAUAUUAAUGCGGUGGAACUAUGGUCUAUAACAUUAAUAUUAUUAUGCAUAUCGAAUAAACAUAUUAAGCGUACCAAGCAUGGCAAAUAACAGAAACGAAAUCGCUGGUUCUGACACAAACUGUUCUGAACGAAGAGAUUGCUUCGAUUGCUGCGAUGAUCCAAAUGCAGCGAACGAAGCUUUACCAUCGUCGAAAAGUCACAAGUUCUUCCGCAAGCUAAUAAAGUGUUUAGUACGUUCUACUGAGCGGUUACGACAGAUAAAAGAAGAAAAACUCAAUAUAAGAAGAAAGCAAAAUGUCUGUACGCCGUGUAAAUCUGAAGAAACUGCACAUACUUCAUUUUCAUCGGUUGUAGACGACAUAAUUAAAUUGGAUGCAGAGACUGUCGCUAAGAUCAAGCGAAAAAUGAUCGACGCAAUUACCUCCACACGUCCCCAUGAAGUUUUCGAUAAAGUAACGCAGGAAAAUCUCACAGGAAAGCAUUUUGUUCACGGCGCAUCUUAUCGAUAUGCGGAAUACGCGACGGAGUACGUGGAUGACGCCGUACCGAAGAAGACGCGCGGCUGCGGUCCGCUGUGCAUCGGGUCUCAAAGCGACACCGCGGAUGGGCCUGACGCUUUUGCGAAAGCAUGCGAAAAGAGGCGGCACGCGGAUUCUGUUCUCGAGAAAAUUGCAAAAAUCGCUGCGGCUCUGACGGAGAAAGCACGUCACGAUGCCGAGAAGGAGCAGCAGACGGCUUCGAUUCUCGCGUCCGUGUCGACGAGGGCUGAGGUACCGCCUCUGCAGUUGGAGGAGACAUUUGAGUGCACGAUACCAUUAAUAUCUUCGAUCGUCCACGCGGAAGAAACGCCAACAGUCGCUGCCGCAGCGGUGGCGGCUGCUGCAGCGACUGUAAUGCAGCGAGAGGAUACGGGAGUAACGGCGUCUUCUUCAAGUCAUAUUUUGAUAGGCUUGAAUAAACAACUACCACUACCACUAGACAUUGCUUCGGCUAACCGAAUAACUCCAACGUUAAAAUUAAGGAUGACGCGUUCGGUAUCGGUCAUGUUUCCGGAAAAUAAUCUUCAAGAUACCGCAGCUGCUGCUGCUGUUGUUGCUGAGAAAGAGGAAAGAGAAGAGGAAAAACCACUGAAGAUAAUUUCUCGACCAUCAACCAUUAGACCAUUAGACCAUAUUGCUGCUGAUAUGACAAAUCAACUAACAGAUCAACUAACAGAUCAACUAACAGAUCAACUAACAGAUCAACUAACAGAUCAACUAACAGAUCAACUAACAGACACUCCAACUAUUACUUUGAGACAAGAAGCUACUACCCCAAAAAUUGGUAUCAUUGAUUCCUCUAUCGAAACUUCGCAAUUAUCUGAUAAAAAAUCAAAAUAUCGAGCUAAAUAUCGCAUUCGUGCUGCAAAGAAAUACGAAAACCCGAAAUCCGAGUGUUACGCUUUUCCCACACCAGAAGUGAUAAGAUUUUUUAACAAAUUCGAAGAACCGGUAACGGAAAUGUAUCGAGGUUGUCGAAGUGCUUCGGCGAGAUGUCUACGGCCAACGAAAUGCGAAGAUUUAAUACCGAGCAACGUCUAUCUCGGAAAACAUUGCGACAUUUGGAUCACCCCGUGCUCGCGGAAUGAAGCUCCGCGAAACGCUAUCUCGAGCCACGCUCGUUGCCGUCUCUCGCAAGAUUCAUGCGCGAUCGAAUACCGUACCAGCUGUCAUACGCUGGAUGACAGCCGCGCCAGCUGUCAUACGCUGGUUGACAGCUGCGCCAGUUAUUGUAACAUGGACUGCGCAAAACGUGUAGUAACAUUCGAAAAUUUAUGUAACGAUACGUAUUACAAGAGCGACGCAAAAUAUUGUUACUCGCAUCUAAAUAAUAUUGACAACGCUCGAACGGGAUAUUAUUAUUGGAAUGACAGUUGUCCAGUAUGGAACAACAAUCAACACUGUGGGAGGGAUCGAUUAUAUUACUGAACAAAGGGAAAUUUAUAUUUCGCGCAUCCAUGAACGCCGGAGCAUUUGUAGCGAUAUAAUUGAUAUUGACAAUGGCAACGUAUGAUAUUUAACUUUGCUGAAUAAUUCGGAAUCAAUCGUAUCGGAGAUAUAGAAUUAACGCGCCGCUUUUUAUUGCUUAAUGUAUAAUUUUUUAUGAGAUUUACAAUACAGGUCCGAACGGUGAUUUACUCUACGGGGACCGUGCAAAUUAAAAUGGAUAAAUACGCGACGUAAUCUGUACCGCGGCCUGUGACGUGCGUCAAUCCUAAUUACGUUUCACACUACGUACUAAUUUUAGUUAUUAACCUGUAUGUGCGAAUAGCCGUAAAGUUUUGCAUUCUGUCCAACGCGCAUGCAUAUUAAUAAUUAAAAUUAAUAACGCGCUAAAUAUAGUUGCGAUAUACGCGCGACAGUCGACGCAUUGAUGCCGGAUGACAAGAGAACGUAUCAUAUACAAUAUAUUAAUGCGGACGAGAGUGAUUAUGUAUUUGCAAUGUUUGCACAGCAGUUUAUAUUAACUCAUUAUAUUGUACGACUAGUUUAUUAGAAAUGCAUGUACGAGCUGUUUAUCGUUAUUAGUUUAUGGUUAGUCACUAGUGACGACAAAUUGCUGCGGGAACGCAUUUCGAGAAACGACAAAACCCGAAGAAAAAACGGUUCUGCAUUGCAAGAAAACGCCUGUUAUUGCCUAAAAAAUUGCCAGUCGCAAAAGCACCGAAA
Messenger RNA from Wasmannia auropunctata (little fire ant), 3069 nucleotides. RefSeq lists its product as uncharacterized. Lineage: Eukaryota; Metazoa; Arthropoda; Insecta; Hymenoptera; Formicidae. The coding region runs from base 439 to 2328 and encodes 629 amino acids. The transcript is spliced from 2 exons. The record is from RefSeq and is a predicted model, not a curated record.